Molecule: messenger RNA, 2543 nt
Organism: Linum trigynum
Lineage: Eukaryota; Viridiplantae; Streptophyta; Magnoliopsida; Malpighiales; Linaceae
Source: the annotation of a GenBank genome assembly
CACUUCACGACCACUUUGCGCCGGAAUCCUUUCAAAAUCGACGGAAAACCGCAAUUUUCCGUCAAAUUUUGUCGAUUUCAUCGACCUCCGGCCACCCAAAUCCAAAACCAAUCACAGACCCAGUCUUCCCACGUUGAGGGCUACCUUCGACAAAGUUUUGGGGAGAUUUUGCUCAUAUUUUCUGGAGAGGCGAAUUCCAUUGAGCCUUUAGUGAGCUUCCGACGAAGCUCCGGCAACACCUGCCCGUCCUCUUUUCGUGUGAUUUUUUGACUCCCUCGCCCUCUCCCCACUUCCACUUCGAUUCUACUUGAGUCUCCAGGUUUUUUUUCGACCUUUGCUUGGAUAAGUGUUGGAGAAUUGGAUUAUGGUGUGAAGUGAGGUGAUUUUGUGAAUGAUCAUUGAAUGUAGAAAUUUGGCAAGGGAUUAGUUGAUUUUUGGUGAAUUAAUGUUGCAUGAGGCUUGCAUGAGCUUAAUUGAGCCUUGGUGGGCAUGAUUUAGGUACAAAUUGCGUUUAAAUGUGAAAUUUUCCCACCAAGUGCAAAAAUGUGAAUGAAUGUGGAUACUUGAUGUUUUUGUGGUGGAUGGUAACUGCCGAGGGAUGACUUAGGUUUGAUAUUGUCUUGAUAAUCGGUGAAACACCUAGAACCAUGCCUCGAUGUGCUGGAUCUUAAUUGUUUUAAUCCAUUCUUGAGAGAAAAUUUCAUUGGCAUGGAACCGUAGUGGAAACAUAAGUGUAGGGGGGGGGGGGGGGUUUCCUUUUCCUCCCAAUGAGUUGAGGUUGACAGUUAUUGUCACGUAUGGUGCAUAUUUGAAUUAUUUUGCAGGAUGCUCAACAUGAACCACCCGUACCUUUCAGUGCUUAGAGGGAACCAUGCAAUGGAAAAGGAGCUGAGAUUUUAGGCAAGAGCUCACUCUCACUCCGACGCCCACUGGAAACUCGACUUCACUUAGUUCGAUGGUCUUCAUUGUGGAGAUAUCAUGAGGGAGGCUGUGGCACACCCACAAUGGCGCCAGCUCCUUGCAAUGGAAGAUGACAUUUAUGGGGAACUGUGUGUCGAGUUUUUCAGUACCUUCACCAUCUUUAAGGGCAAGAGCCCGUUUGGACAUCGGCUAUGCAAGAUUAAAUUCCAAUUAGGAGGGGAACGUUGCAUAUUGACAUUUGAUGAGUUAGCCGAGCCAUGGGAGUUGAAGGCACCUAUAGGCCAGAGCGGGAAGAGGAGGCCACCAGAGAUUGCGACAUGAAGCAGCAUUUCAAAGAUUUUGCCUCCCGGAGCACCGACGAACACCGCUUCCAUCGGCACUCACGUUGGAAUCCAUACUUACAGUUGCGUAUCAUCAAUGCACACCUUGCAUGUUCCCUCUACCCGAGCUGUCACAAUCCAAGCAAGAUAACCGAGAGGACUUUGCUGGCAUUCGCUUACAUGGUAUACCCGUCUAGUAAUCUUCAUCUAGGUACGCUCUUGGACACCUCUUUUGCCAGGGCCAUGGGAGGAAGUCGAAGAUAUGUCAUGUCGUUGGGGACCUACAUCACCCAUAGUACUAGUCGCUUCAAUGUCAAUCUUGAGGGAUGCAUGAAGGAGGGGAACUCAUUGGGGUUUGGCGAGGACACUUUGAGUUCCAUGCAUUUAUUUCGAGUAUUUGGACCACAUCAAUUUAUCGAGGGAAUGAGCCUACCACCAGAGGUCCCUCCUCCCGUGCAGCCACCUGAUCGAGCUCUCAGCCGCCGCCGACGUGUCGCACCUUCACGACCUGCACCUCCACCACCAACAACAACAUCAUCAUCUGGAGCCACUCCUUCCACCUACAGGGAUCAUCUAGUGGAGCGGAUGGAUCUCCUAGAGAGUCGAGACUCACGUUGUGGGAGUCACCACUUGGCUCACAGAUUUGGUAGAAAGGAUGGCUCGACGCCAGGGUGUCCUUCGGGACGAUGAGCCAGGGCCUUCGAUCCGUGAGAGGUAGAUGAUGAGUGAGACAUGUGGCAAAGCGGAUUUCUUUCACCCCACUUCUCCGUUUGGAACUCUGAACUCUUUGAUCUUUCAUUUUAUUUUUCUUUUUAUUUUGUGUGUGUGUGAACAAUUAGUACUACUACUAUCGUAUUGAUAUGUGUAAUAACCUCACCUCUAGCAAGAAUGUAUGUGCUUGUGUUUGCUUUUGUCUUCUCCUUGAAGCCCAAUAUCCUACCUUCGGAAAAAUUCCAACUUUUACUCACCAAGCCACGCGGUAACAUCGUUCUACCCCUAUCUUACGCCAUUGAGGGCAAUGUCGAGCUUAAGUGAGGAGGAGGGUAGUUUAUUAUUAUGCUUGUGUGAGUGUGAUUGAAUGAUUUGAGCCUUGAUGUAUGCCAAAAUUUGAAAAUUUUGAGGGCUCCAAGCAAUGCUUGCAUGAUCAAAGUGGCCGGUUUGUGGGAGAAUCUCGUGUUUAUUGGCAUUGACCUUAAAUUGUUGCAUGCGAUCGAGUGUGUGCUAUGAUGAUGACUGAGAAGUGCAUUAUGAUAGUGCAAAAGUUUAGUUCUCAUGAGUGAAAAAUGAAUGAAUAUCUUGACU